AUGGAAAUCAAGAAGCUACCACCGAGUUUCUCCCUACACUUGCUCCGAAUUCUACUCAACGAGGUCUCAGAGCCCAAAUCGCAUCGUGAAUUGAUGAAGGAGAUCAAUACAGGACCAGGGUCGACAACGAAGGAAUCGGCACAAUUCCUCGCAGCCAUUAAUACCAUCCAUGCAGAGCUGGUCACUACAGAAAAACUGGGCAAUUUCUUGGGCAACCUCCCCACUCUAUUCAUUGAGAAGAUAAUGGAGGAUAACCCCAGAUUUAUGCGCAGAUCGUUAUUCGGCUACUUCUGUCGACGUUGUUUCGUCAGCUUCGUCAAGCUUUCCUAUGUCGGUCUCGUCAAGUUGAGAGACGAAUACCAAGCAUGGUGUGCAGGACUACCAGUUCCGAGCUACAACUCAGUUCCCGAAGUCGAUUUAACAAUCGACUACCUGCUUCAGAAAACAUCGACAGACAGAAAGUCUUGGGCACAAGCAGAAACAUACGCAGCGUGGGAGAAGGGCAAGGCCAUAGGGGACGAGAAUAUCGCGGUGGAGAACAUUCGCAGAUUCUUUGAACAGCACUUUCACGAUAAUACAGACUCCAGCGGGUUCCGGCAGCACGCCUUGCUCAACGUUGUACAAAUGCACUAUGUCAACAAGGAAUAUGUAGCCGCAAGAAAGCUUCUAGGAGAAGCCAUAUCUGUUUCCCGUACAGCUAAUGACAGGGCCACGUUAUUGCACUGUCUAAGCCUGCUGCAUCGACUCCCGCCUGCACCUGGAUUCAAAGCAACGAUAAAUGAAAUUCAGCCCGACUUGGACCCUCUCGAGCUACUCUUCGAUGUGAAGAAAUUAAUGGAUGAGCAAAACGAACAGCCUCUUUCCACAGCGUUCAGCAAGAUAGUCCAGGCUACGGGGUUGUACGAUCAUCGUCUAGAUGUAUCCCGUGAUCGCGAGUCUUCAGUACCGAAUGAGGAGUACCAAUGGGCGCAACAUGCCGUCCAGGCGUAUGUUUGGAAAGAAGCUGGAUGUUCUCAGUUGGCGGCUUUGGAAGAGGACAUUGUUAUUGCUUUCACAGACAUAGGCGGGGACAACUCCAUUCGACUCAGUGUGCUGCUGAACCGAGCAUAUACGACUGCACUGGGAGGCGACUACAAGGCGGCACUUGCGCUACUGCUCGACCCGACCACUUGGAGAGGAAUAACAAUCCCUGAUUAUAGACUUUGGGCUCACGAGAUAUGGUGUAUUCUCGCGCUUCGGUCUGUUCGUCGAGAAUAUCUCCUUCCUAGGAAGCCUCAGGGCGAAUUCAAUCCCCGUUAUUUCUCCUUUGAAGAGCUCAAAGCGGCUUCUCUGCCUGCAAUCCGUCAAUGUAUCUACCAAGUUCUCCAAUUCAAGGCAGAGUUCCUGGGCAGAUAUGAUGCCUACCGGACAGGCAUCGUGUUGAUGGCGGAUUUCGGUUUGGAAUUUAACAUGGCAAAGAAGUCGAAGAGGAUCCUUGGAGAGAUCAUGCCCCAGAUCCUGACCAGCACGGUCAAAGAGUUGAGAGCGACGGCUUGCUUCACUUACGCCAGGUGCCUACUCGCAGCUGCCGACGAGGUCACCCCUGCCGUGAUUGAGGAAGCCUUAUAUUACCUCUCCUUUGCAGAUAUGGAUUUUGACCGGCUGGAAAUGCGGUCGUCUGCCAAGGAGGUGCUUUACAUGCAAGCUGUGCUGUACGAAAAUCUGGGACAGACGGACAAGCGAAACGAGAGGAUGCAUGCGUACGACGAGGCGGAAAAGGCGGCUCUGAAGAUGGGAAAGUCGGCGACGGAUAGUCAAUCUGAACAGGUGUAUAAUCUAGUGGUAGAAGUAGGGGCAGCGCUAGCUCGCCGGUAG
Molecule: messenger RNA, 1854 nt
Organism: Coprinopsis cinerea okayama7#130
Lineage: Eukaryota; Fungi; Basidiomycota; Agaricomycetes; Agaricales; Psathyrellaceae
Exons: 18
Coding region: 1-1854 (617 amino acids)
Biological process (GO): positive regulation of mitotic metaphase/anaphase transition; protein K11-linked ubiquitination; anaphase-promoting complex-dependent catabolic process
Cellular component (GO): anaphase-promoting complex
Source: RefSeq, a predicted model, not a curated record